Molecule: messenger RNA, 342 nt
Organism: Postia placenta MAD-698-R-SB12
Lineage: Eukaryota; Fungi; Basidiomycota; Agaricomycetes; Polyporales; Adustoporiaceae
Exons: 2
Source: RefSeq, a predicted model, not a curated record
AUCGAAGAGACGAUUCCUUUGUCUAGCUAUGGAUUGGACUCUCUCAUCGCCGCCCGUCUUAGUGGAAUACUUAGGGCAGAAUUCGGUGUCGAUGUCACACAAUUACAGCUUCUAAGUGGUCACAUGACAGUGCAGAGAUUGUUGUCCAUACAAGCAGAGAAAGAUACGGCUUCAACGCCAGAAAAUCCAGUCUCGACUAGCACUUCUCAGAGCACUUACUUGGCAGCCCGCCAGAGCGAGGACAGCGGUGGCCAGACCAUUGUGCACCUCAACGACGUAGCAACGGGCUGCCCAUUUUUUGUGAUUCAUGGCGCCGGGGGUGGCGUCAGCGUCCUACGAAAG